Molecule: messenger RNA, 5047 nt
Organism: Ochotona princeps (American pika)
Lineage: Eukaryota; Metazoa; Chordata; Mammalia; Lagomorpha; Ochotonidae
Gene: MLLT6
Product: MLLT6, PHD finger containing
Exons: 20
Coding region: 377-3667 (1096 amino acids)
Biological process (GO): regulation of transcription by RNA polymerase II
Cellular component (GO): nucleus
Molecular function (GO): histone binding; nucleosome binding
Source: RefSeq, a predicted model, not a curated record
UCGGCGCCUCCCCCGCCGGGCCCGGGCUGCGCGGCGGCCGGGCGACCGUGGUAGCGGCGCGAGCGGCGCGGAGGGGGCGAGCCCGGCGCGCGAGUCUCAUUGUUGGGGCGGGGUGGGGGGGGCCCGUCGGGGCAUGAGGGCGAGAGCACGGCGGGGGGGGCGGCCAGACAGAGCGAGCGAGGAGGAGGAGGAGGAGGAGGACGAGGAGGAGGAGGCCGCCGAGGAGGAGGAAGGAGGAGGCAAAGAAAAGAAGCGGCGGCGGCGGCGGAGGAGGGGGCGAGGAGGCGCGCGGCCCCCCGCUCCCUCCCUCCCCCCCUGACCCCCGACCCCCGCCGGCCGGCCCCCCGCCCCAGCCCCGGAGGGAGCUCAUGGGAGUAUGAAGGAGAUGGUAGGAGGCUGCUGCGUAUGUUCGGACGAGAGGGGCUGGGCCGAGAACCCGCUGGUCUACUGCGAUGGGCACGCUUGCAGCGUGGCCGUCCACCAAGCUUGCUAUGGCAUCGUUCAGGUGCCCACAGGACCCUGGUUCUGCCGGAAAUGUGAGUCUCAGGAGAGAGCAGCCAGGGUGAGAUGUGAGCUGUGCCCACACAAAGACGGGGCGUUGAAGAGGACCGACAAUGGAGGCUGGGCCCACGUGGUGUGUGCCCUCUACAUCCCUGAAGUGCAGUUCGCCAACGUGCUCACCAUGGAGCCCAUCGUGCUACAGUACGUGCCUCACGAUCGCUUCAACAAGACCUGCUACAUCUGCGAGGAGCAGGGUCGGGAGAGCAAGGCAGCCUCGGGGGCCUGUAUGACCUGUAACCGUCAUGGAUGCCGGCAAGCUUUCCAUGUCACCUGUGCCCAAAUGGCAGGUCUGCUGUGUGAGGAAGAAGUGCUGGAGGUAGACAAUGUCAAGUACUGCGGCUACUGCAAAUACCACUUCAGCAAGAUGAAGACGUCCCGGCCCACCAGUGGGGGAGGAGGAGCGGGUGGCAGCGGCGGUGGAGGUGGCAGCAGCAGCGGUGGCAGCGGUGGAGGUGGCACCGGGGGCGGGAGCAGCAGCUUCAUCGCUGGCCGGAGAAGCCGGUCAGCCUCGCCGUCCACCCAGCCGGAAAAGCACGCCAGCCACCACGAGCGCAGCCAGAAGAAGAGUCGAAAAGACAAAGAACGCCUUAAACAGAAGCACAAGAAGCGGCCUGAGUCACCUCCCAGCAUCCUCACCCCGCCUGUGGUCCCCACUGCUGACAAGGUCUCCUCGUCGGCAUCCUCAUCCUCCCACCAUGAGGCCAGCACUCAGGAGACAUCGGAGAGCAGCAACAGAGACUCGAAGGGGAAAAAGUCUUCCAGCCACAGCCUGGGUCAUAAAGGCAAGAAACUGAGUAGUGGGAAAGGUGUGAGCGGUUUGACCUCGGCUUCAUCUUCUUCCUCAUCCUCCUCUUCCUGCUCCUCCUCUGGAGGGCCCUUCCAGCCUGCAGUAUCGUCCCUGCAGAGCUCUCCUGAUUUUUCUGCGUUCCCCAAACUGGAGCAGCCGGAGGAGGACAAGUACUCCAAGCCUUCAGUCCCCACCCCUCCAGCCCCUCCCUCGCCCCCAGCCCCAGAUCCCCCCAAGGCUGACCUCUUUGAACAGAAGGUGGUCUUCUCUGGCUUUGGGCCCAUCAUGCGCUUCUCCACCACCACCUCCAGCUCAGGCCGGGUCCGGGCCCCCUCCCCUGGGGACUAUAAGUCUCCCCACAUCUCUGCGUCCGGAGCUUCAGCAGUCACCCACAAGCGGAUGCCUGCACUGAGCGCCACCCCUGCACCUGCUGAGGAGACUCCUGAAGUGGGCCUGAAGGAAAGGAAGCACAAAGCCAGCAAGAGGAGCCGCCAUGGGCCAGGCCGUCCCAGGGGCAGCCGCAACAAGGAGGGCCCUGGCGGCCUGACUGCCCCUUCCCUGCCCAGCGCCCAGCUGGCUGGCUUCACGGCCACUGCUGCCUCACCCUUCUCUGGAGGUUCCCUGGUCAGCUGUGGCCUAGGUGGUCUGGCCUCCCGCACCUUUGGCCCUUCUGGUAGCCUGCCCAGCCUGAGCCUGGAGUCUCCCUUGUUGGGGGCAGGCAUCUACACCAGUAACAAGGAUCCCAUCUCCCAUGGUGGCGGGAUGCUACGGGCUGUGUGCAGCACCCCGCUCUCCUCCAGCCUGCUGGGGGCCCCUGGGGCCUCAGCCCUCCCCCGCCUCAGCCGCUCCCCAUUCACCAGCACCCUGCCCUCCUCUUCUGCUUCUAUCUCCACCACUCAGGUCUUUUCUCUGGCUGGCUCUACCUUUAGCCUCCCCUCUACCCACAUCUUUGGAACUCCUAUGGGUGCCGUUAACCCCCUCACCCAGGCCGAGAGCAGCCACACAGAGCCAGACCUGGAGGACUGCAGCUUCCGGUGUCGGGGAACCUCUCCCCAGGAGAGUCUGUCUUCCAUGUCCCCCAUCAGCAGCCUCCCCGCACUGUUUGAUCAGACGGCGUCGGCACCCUGCGGGGGCAUGCAGCUCGACCCUGCAGCCCCGGGAACCACCAACAUGGAGCAGCUGCUGGAGAAGCAGGGAGAUGGGGAAGCCGGGGUCAACAUCGUGGAGAUGCUGAAGGCGCUACACGCGCUGCAGAAGGAGAACUUGCGGCUGCAGGAGCAGAUCCUAAGCCUGACGGCCAAGAAGGAGCGACUGCAGAUCCUCAAUGUGCAGCUCUCCGUGCCCUUCCCUGCCCUGCCUGCUGCUCUGCCCACUGCCAACGGCCCACUCCCGGGGCCCUACGGCCUGCCUCCCCAAGCUGGCAGCAGCGACUCCUUGAGCACCAGCAAGAGCCCUCCUGGCAAGAGCAGUCUGGGCCUGGAUCACUCGCUGUCCACGUCUUCCGAGGACCCGCACUCAGGCUGCCCGAGCCGCAGCAGCUCGUCACUGUCCUUCCACAGCACGCCUCCACCGCUGCCCCUGCUCCAGCAGAGCCCUGCCACCCUACCCCUGGCCCUGCCAGGGGCCCCGGCCCCACUCCCACCCCAGCCUCAAAACGGACUGGGCCGGGCUCCUGGGACAGCAGGGCUGGGAGCCAUGCCCAUGGCUGAGGGGCUGCUCGGGGGGCUGGCAGGCAGUGGGGGCCUGCCCCUCAAUGGGCUCCUAGGGGGGUUGAAUGGAGCUGCUGCCCCCAACCCGGUGGGCUUGAGCCAGGCUGGCGCGACCCCCACACUGCAACUAUCAGGCUGUCUCAACAGCCUCACGGAGCAGCAGAGACACCUUCUGCAGCAGCAAGAGCAGCAGUUGCAGCAGCUGCAGCAGCUCCUGGCCUCCCCACAGCUGACCCCAGAACACCAGACUGUGGUAUACCAGAUGAUCCAGCAGAUCCAGCAGAAGCGGGAACUGCAGCGGCUACAGAUGGCUGGGGGCUCCCAGCUGCCCAUGGCCAGCCUGCUGGCAGGAAGCUCCACCCCCCUGCUCUCAGCAGGCACCCCUGGCCUGCUGCCCGCCGGAGCCCUGGUGGCUCCCUCACUUGGCAACAACACGAGCCUGCUGGCCGCAGCUGCAGCAGCUGCAGCAGUAGCUGCAGCUGGCGGGCCUCCCGUGCUCACGGCCCAGACCAACCCCUUCCUCGGCCUGUCGGGAGCUGAUGGCAGCAGUAGUGGCCCCAAAGGAGGGACCGCUGACAAAGGAGCCUCAGCCAAUCAGGAGAAAGGCUAAAACUCCAUACACACGUCCCUGACCCUGCCACGUGGAGCGGGCAGAUCCUGGCCUGAGAGGUCCUAGCCUGGAGCAGGCGCCAGCACCCAGACACUAGAGAGCCCCGGCCCAGAGCCUGUGCUGGGCCCAGCCGGGGAGCAUGGGUGACACUCCUGGUGCUGGAGACUAAGGGAGGAGCUCCUUUCGCCUGGCCCGUGCCCCUCCCUGCAUCGUCCUCCCCACAAGGCAAGGCGGGAGGUGGGGGAAUAGAUCCCAAGCCUGCCCAGGAGCUGUCCUCCCCCAGACCUGGCCCUGGGGCUCCAGAGAGCAAAGUGGGCCGUGGUCCAAGUGGCACUUGGUUGGCCUCACCUCCUCAUGUGGGUCUGCACUUGAACAGGGCAGAGAGACAAGCCCAGGGCCUGGCCCUGGCUUGAAGGUGUCCUACGGAGAAGGGCUGGCCAGACUUGAUGUGCAGUUUCUCCCCAGUCUGGGCAGGUGGCAGAUGGGCUCCUGGGACUGCUAUUGGCCAUCCCUCCCUGCCCGGCGGGGGGGGGUCACAAGCCAAGCUUGUAAAAGCCCAAAGGUGGAGGGGGGCUGAGGGAGGGGCCCAGUGCUGGGGAGGGGCAGGUGCGGAAGGGGCCAGACUGGCUCUGUUGCCCCGCCCAUUUUUUGCACUAUUGGCUUGAGGAGUGCGGAGGGUGGGGAGAUGGAGCCACCUGACCCACAGAGCAAAUGUGUGUGUGUGUGUGUGUGUGUGUGUGUGUGUGUGUAUCUACCAUGGACCUGUGGCAGCCAAGGGCAGGGACAGGAGCAAAAGGAGCAAAGGUCACAGGAUGUGGAGGGUGUGCAGGGCAUGGAGGGUGGGGCACCUGCCCCACCUCACCACCUUCUGUCCCUGUCUGGGGCAUGAUUGGUUAACACAAGCCAGAACAGUACUCCAGUAUUGGAGAGAAACUGGGGGCUGGGGGCUUCAAAUCAGGGUACCAUCCUGCCCUCCCUCCCCUAGGCCCUCUUGGUCUCAGGGCCCCCCUCCCCUACUGGUGUGUGGUCUUUCUUCCCUGGCACAAGGGAGCCCCAGAGAUUGGGGGAGGGGGGAGGGGUACAGUGCCACUUCUUUUAGCAGUUAGCCAGCCUGCUUCUCACCUCCAUACCCUAGGGAAGCCCCUUAAGCUGACCUGAUGCCUGUCUGUCCCCUCACUUGCCAGCCAUUUGGGGAGGGUGGUUAGCGACCCCUUGCCUGGGGCCUCUGGGAAGCCUGUGUCCCUGGGUCAGUGCACUGGGGGCUCCGCCCUCCCCUGACACUCCCUUCCCGUCCAUCUCUUUGCAUGUGUGAGGUUUUUUGUGUGUGUGUGUUUCCGUUUGGGUUUUGUUGUUGGGUAUUUUUUGGUUGUUUUUUUUUUU